This is a messenger RNA of Elaeis guineensis (African oil palm), 1116 nucleotides long. RefSeq names its product ubiquitin-conjugating enzyme E2 20. The record is from RefSeq and is a predicted model, not a curated record. NCBI's taxonomy places the organism in Eukaryota, Viridiplantae, Streptophyta, Magnoliopsida, Arecales, Arecaceae.
UCGAAAAAUUUCAAAAAGCUUCUGAAAAACGCCGUAAGGUUCAUUGCGUCCUACAGGUGAGACGCGUUUAAGAAGCCUCCCAGAGGAGCCACCUUCUUUACUUGUUUCUUCUCUUCUAUCUCUCUUCUCUGGUCCUUUGGAGAAAGAAGAAGAAGAGAUUGAGCCCCCAUUAGUCUCUUCUUCUUCUUCCUUAAGCCAACCAAAAUCCAGCACCUCUCUCUCUUGCGGUAGUUCUUCAUCUUGUGGAUCAGAACUAUCUCAGCUCUGAAACAGGUGGAAGCGAGCAAAGAUGCCGAGGGAGAACCAAGAUGUCCAAGAUAACAUCCACAAUACUCCUGCUGUGAUGGCUCCUGCCGCUGCCAAACAGCCCGUGCCCGUUGCAAAGGGCCCUGAUGGCCAGUCUGUCUUGAAGAGGCUGCAGUCAGAACUGAUGGCUUUAAUGAUGUGUGGAGAUCCUGGCAUAUCAGCAUUUCCAGAGGGAGACAACAUCUUCUGCUGGAAAGGAACCAUCGCUGGGAGCAAAGACACUGUCUAUCAGGGAAUGGUCUACAAGCUCUCCCUCUCCUUCUCUAAUGAUUAUCCUUUCAAGCCUCCAAAGGUGAAGUUUGAGAAUGUCUGCUUCCACCCGAAUGUCGAUCUCAAUGGAGGCAUCUGUUUGGAUAUUCUUCAGGAUAAAUGGUCAUCUGCAUAUGAUGUGAGAACCAUACUGCUCUCAAUUCAGAGUCUUUUGGGAGAACCAAACAAUGAUUCUCCUCUCAACACCCAAGCUGCAGCACUUUGGAGCAAUCAAGAGGAGUUCAGGAAAAUUGUGGAGAAGACUUACAAGCCUGCCAAGCUUGAAUAGUUCUGUGACCCUGAAUUGGAUCAUAGACAUCAUGCACCUAAAGGAAGGAGAGAUUCAUUGUUGUUCUUCAAUAUUCUGUUGUAAUUCUUUCUUUCUUUUUUUCCCAUUUUCCUGUGGAGCUUUUGUCUACCUCAAACUAGUAAACUUCAUAUUAAAAUCUAUAGCUGGAUCACCAUUGUUGAUUUUUAAAAAUUUUUAUUGUUAUAAAUUGAGGAUUGGCUUGUUGGCCAUAAUUUGUCCUUCAUAAUUUAAUGCAAUCCCUUGUCUCCCCA